Encephalitozoon cuniculi GB-M1 is the source of this 1926-nucleotide messenger RNA. RefSeq lists its product as uncharacterized. The coding region runs from base 1 to 1926 and encodes 641 amino acids. The record is from RefSeq and is marked provisional. NCBI's taxonomy places the organism in Eukaryota, Fungi, Microsporidia, Unikaryonidae. The transcript has a single exon.
AUGAUUGGCCGAAUGGUGGGGUUGGAGCCCAGUAGCAGGAGUGGGGUCUUGGAGGAGUGCAGAGAGUGCAGAGCCAUCGUUAUGAAGGGAGAUGGUGUACAGACCCCUUUGCAUAAAGGAGAUAGUAUAUUAGGUGGAGAGGGGGCCUGCCUUAUGAGGUAUGCGGCAUGGACAUUAAUCAGUGCGGUUGAUGUAGUGUAUUGCUCUUUGGAGACAAGGGAGAGUGUUUCUUUGACAUUCAAUCCAGAUGGUCAAGUGAUAGUGGUUCCGUUUAUGUUCAAAGGGUAUAACAUUGCAGCAUUGCCAACGACAAAGUUCGGUGACUUGAAGAAGGACACCAAGCAGAUAGAGAAUGUUGUAUCUUUUUUGAGAAGCGAUAUUUGUUAUGCAGUGUGGGAGUUUCUGGUCAGCUCGGUGCAGUACAAGGAUGAUGAUCGGUUUGAGAGGCUGUUUGACGAAAGAAUGAGGGGGUAUCUAAGGAAUAUAUCUGAAGGUACAUCAAAGGUGUACAUGAGAGGGAACAAGACGUUCAGUGAAUUGCUGGAAAUGGUGUGCGGGAGGAUGUUAGAAUGCAGUGGAAGGGUAGCGGGGGGGGGGGGCAUAGUAAGAUAUGGAAGAGAUGUCAUGAGAAUGCUUGACGACAUGAUAGAAAACCCGCCUGCUGGAAUGUCUGAAGAGGAAAAGAAGGUGUACCUGGAGGAUUGGAGGAGUGCUAAAGAAUGGGGAGGGUUUCUCUAUAGUAUAGAAAGAUGGGAACGGAUAGCUGAGGUGGAGAAGAUAGUGUGCAAUGCAUGCAAGGAGAUCUGUCUUGGGCUGAGGGAGGAGGAGCUUCUGGGAUUGCUAGCCGAGGGAGGUAUGAAGAAGACUUUGAAAGAGGAAUUCAGCGAAGAUAAGGCCAAAGAUGCAAGAUAUCUAGAAUAUAUUGUUGUUGAUGACGUGCUGUUGCUGGAUGCACACAGAGAAUAUGGAGGAGAGGUCACCAAAGAGUUGGUUAGGCAGAUGCUGCUGGGGAAGGAGGGAAAGGAUAUAGACAAAAGAUAUGUAGACAGGGUUGCAGGUGUAGUCAGAGAAAGACAGAGGAAAAGAGAAGAGGAAACGGAAAGGAGUGUGAAAGAGCUGGUGGGGGACGAGGAGAAGGCGAAGAGUAAGGAGGAGAAGGCGAAGAGUAAGAGGGGGAGGAAGGGGAAGAGUGCUUCUGCACCCUCGGAACAAGAGGAGGAGAAGAAGGAGAGCGAGGUAGAGGAGGCUGAGCAGGGCGGGGAAGUAGAGGCGCUGCCGGUGGAGGUUGGAGGUGCACGCAGCAAGGGGGGCAAGAAGAAGAGCAAGGGUGGUCGGAAGUGUUUCAAGAUCCACAGAAGGGUUCUUCGGUGGACGAAGAGCCCUGAGAAGAUCAAGGAGGAGUGGGACAAGGGAAGUGAGGAGAGGUGGAAGGGAAGGUCUCUUGAAGAGAUCAAGGAGCAGAAAAUAGUGCAUGAUAUAACGGGUGUGCUGGAACUUCUCAGGAGUGAAGAUGCAGACAGAUUCUUCAUGGAUGCAGGAAAGUACAGGAAGGGCGGGAGUGAGAGGCAGAGGAUGGUGGCGAUUGGAGCUCUUGAGACUGGGGGACAGAGGAUGACAGGAGUGGUGGAGGUUGGGACGUUCAAGGAUGGGGAUGGAUGUCCGGUUGUGUACCACCUGAGGUUCAAGCCAACCAGUAUAGGGUCGAUAGGAGAUGUUAUAAACCCAGGGGUUGUUGAAGCAAGUGAUGUAGGCAGGGUAGACGAGGGUGAAGAAUGUGAGGAUGCGGACAAGUUUGUGUAUCCAAAAGGAGUAAGGUUUGAAACGGUGAAGGAGACAGGAUCAUUUCAGAUAGUGUGGAAGAAUCCUUCGGAUACCUCUGAGGUUCUCCGUCGUCUUAUUGUUUAUUGCAGGCCAUGUGUGAUCUGA